AUGUUUAUUAAAAAAAAACACUAUCCCGACCGGCGAUGGAGAAUCUCGCUGGGACAAGAAGAGCCGGCGCAAGAGAUCCGCGCCGGCUCUUCUUGCCCCGGCGAUAGUUUUCUCGCCGGCCGAGGCGAGGGAUCUUCGCCACCCUCUGGGGGUGGGGCUAGAAAUAUCUCGCCAGGCACUGGGCGCCUGGCGAGAUUACCCGGCGCCGGUCUGUGCCGGCGUCGGGAUGGGAUAUCACCUCUUGAUGGAUCUGGUAAUCGUCAUGUAAUUAAGUGCAAUCUAUAUACUGAACAUCGUAGGGAAAAAGAGGAAAACUUAAAGAAACAGAAAAAUUUACAUCCUAUCUUUGCCCCACCUGGUGAGUCGGUGAACAUAUAUGAUGAUGAUGAGUUUGAUGGAGAAGAAGAACAAGAUGAAGAUAGUUUUGAGAGUGGGGACGAUGUGGAUGAGAAGGACGAGUCAGACGAGUAUUUCUCGCAUGAGAUGAGCAUCGUUCUGGCGGACCGGACUUUGUCCCAUCCCUCUCAGACUAGUCAGCCUCGUUCCCAUUUUGGUGCUGCCUCCAUUGGUCCCUCUAGCCGUCCUGAGGCAGCUGCGACGUCAUCGGUUUCAGGUAUUAGCAGACGGUCUAAGGUUUCUAACGAAGAAAUUAAUGAUUGGGUUGUGAUGAACGACGUACCUGGCGGGCCAUGUGAUGGGGAUGAAAAUAUUGAAGCUUACUCCUGGGGAUCUGGUACACUAGCAUUCCUCCACCGUCAGCUUGAGAUUGCUAGUCGACCAGGGUGUACCACGAUGGCUAGUUGUAUGACCCUUCUCCAGGUUUAUUGUGAUGAUGAUGAUGAUGAUAGUGACACUAGUGAUACUGAAGAUACUAGUAAGCCUAAAAUUCGUGCGCGUUAUCUGAUCAUGAGUCGUCGGAAGAAAAAAGAGGAAAAAGAGUUAAAGAAGCGAAUGAAAAUAACUCAGGUCAAUAUGGGUGGCGUACCGUUUGAGACUCGAUCUAGUCAGCCAAUUAAUGUACCCGAGUAUUCUGAGGACGACCUGGAAGAGGAGGAUGAGGAUGAUGUGCAGAACAGUGUUAGGAUGGGUGCGCAUCACAGAGAUUGGCCUAUGUACAAUCUUAGUAGUUACCCUCCUCCCCUGUUUGGUUGUCCACGGCCUGGUCCUGGCGGUUUAUCCUUUCCGCCUACCCCUAUCCCUUCUUCUAUGAAUGGGAUACUUGGAUUGGAUUUGAAUGAUUACAAAUGGAGUCAUGGCGGUGUCUCUGAUUGGUUCAUCCUUGAGCGAUGCCAAAAAGCGGACGAGAAUACCCAGGCCUCUGCUUUCUUGUGGGUAUUGUUAGCCUCGACAUUGUUCAUGGGCAAGAGUGGUGGGAGGUGCAGUGUUUCACUUGUACAUGAGCUGAUGGCUGGGAUCGAAAAUAUGGGUUCAUACUCGUGGGGCUCUGUUACGCUUAUGUUCCUAUACCGUCAGUUAGGGACUAGUAGGGCAAAGUGCACUCAGUUAGGUGGUUAUUUGACCCUACUGCAGGCCUGGAUUUACAAGUAUUUCCCGUGUUUCCACCCCCAGGGAGGGCGAGUUACCCGUGGGGGUAAUGACAGGCCCAGAGUACAUGACUGGAUACCACCAUCUUUUGCGGGGCCGACAUCUGUGCCAGAUCGUCUUCGUCAGGUUAGGGAGUGUCUCGACCGUUUCACUGAGUUAGAGGUAAAGUGGGAGCCAUUUGGACUUGACCAACAAGAAAUAGUUCCGAGGACUAUCUACAGUGGGUGGAUAAUGUAUAGGAACUUGCAGGAGCCAUACAUGCCGGACAGAUGUAUAUGUCAGAUUGGCUACGUACAGAGUAUUCCUCGUUCGCCCAUGUCCCCUGAUGAUGCAUUCCGAGGACCCAGGACUAUCCAGUACUUUGUAGAGCAUUCUGCUGUUGACACUCAGUACUUGGAGGAGAUUCCCGGAGUCAGCGUGUAUUAA
Oldenlandia corymbosa var. corymbosa is the source of this 1971-nucleotide messenger RNA. The record is from the annotation of a GenBank genome assembly. NCBI's taxonomy places the organism in Eukaryota, Viridiplantae, Streptophyta, Magnoliopsida, Gentianales, Rubiaceae.